AUGAGAGUGGUAGACAUAAUUUCUGCAUUAGCAGCUAUUCAGCUCGUGGUCUGUCAAUCCAACUUCAGCGGAUCCGGGGAAUAUAACCUGCCAGCGGCUACGAGGAGCACCCCUUCACAAGACUCAAAACCUGACAGCAGCCAUCUUUCGAGGCUGGAAAGGCGAUUUGGAGAAUGGAUACUAAAGCGCGAUACCACGACAAUUGCGGAUGCAGUCACAUCGACCAUCGCUACUGAAAGUGUGGCCUCCGUGACGACCAGCAGUUCCGAUGCAACGACGACCUCAGAAUCCACCACUACCUCAAGCACCUCAGAAACCUCUUCAUCGUUCACGGAAACCACUACAGCAGCUACGACGACUUCAACAACAACUUCCAGUACCUCCAGCACCACCGCCACAACAUCCUCCUCAUCGACAUCCACCGCUGCCUCAACCACAACAACCCCAGCAACAACGACAACGACAACCUCAACUACCACGCCAACCGCCUCCGAAUCUGCCGAAUUAAAAGAAUGGAACCACCGCGGCACCAUCGCCGCUAUCGUCACCUUCAGCAUCCUCGGCUCCUUUCUUAUAGGCGCCUGUAUCGUUCGAUGCUUCCGCAAUCGGGUGAAGAAACGGCGCAUCGAGGCGAGGAAGCAACCUGAUCAAGAAUCUUCGCUCUCCAUGUUGGCCCCGACCCCCGGAAACGGGAAAUCAGCGAGCCGAUUGAAGGUGGAUCGGGAGUCGAUCAUGUUUUGCGAUGAGAGGAGCGUGCCGUCGUUGUCGGGGCAGUCGUAUUGGCAGGGGUCUGUGGGACAUUCGUCCAUGCCAUCGGAGGAUAUGGGUCGGUCGGUGAGUAGUGGGAGACAUACGUUGUUGGAUGUGAGGGGGCAGCAUGGGACAGCCGAGGUGUGA
Aspergillus lentulus is the source of this 897-nucleotide messenger RNA. RefSeq lists its product as uncharacterized. NCBI's taxonomy places the organism in Eukaryota, Fungi, Ascomycota, Eurotiomycetes, Eurotiales, Aspergillaceae. The record is from RefSeq and is a predicted model, not a curated record.